UACAACUAUGUCAGGAUAUGUGACAACCUAAACACAUCUAAGGACAUUAAGAAAACGAACUUCAAUGAGACUCCCAAGAAAUAGAAAAAUAUUCACAUUAUGCGCAAUUUAAUAAUCACUAUUAGCUGCCCUGCAAAUGCAAUUGUUAUGAGAAAGCCAUUAAUGUUACUCUUUGUCAUCUGUGAUAAUUAUAAUCUCUGUCGUUGUGGGUUUGUGUAAAUGUGUAGUUUGGUUGUAAUUGCACGUAUAAAAUAAUCAUAUUUUAAUUAAUAAUAUAGUAAUGUUUCGUAGCUUAUCUCCUCAUUAUUUCUCUAUUGAAGACAUAUUUGCCACACAAGAACGGCUGCCGUGCAAGUUUGUGGUUCCUGUACAUCGUCUAGGUUUCCUGGAUCCAUCUUCUGAAAGUGAAGACAUUGCAGUAGGAACUAGUAUUGAACUUCCUUUCUGGCUUGCACAAACACUGUGCUCUCAAAGGCGCAACAUAGUUACAGUUGAGAUACCAAAAAUAUAUAAAGAAGCUUAUAGAGAAAUUUUGAAAGCGGAUGCAUGUGUUGUUGAUCUUCACAAGUUCGGUUUAUUCUUUUAUGAAUUUGGCACUUACCUUUCUCGGCUUGAACAUCGAGAUUCAGCAGUAAUUGGAUCUGUACUUGUACAGACAUUCAAGGAGAGAUUUCGUCAAGUAAUGGACUGGGCUCAUAAUUCUGGAACAGACCCAGCAAUAAUCCAGCGCUUGGAUUCUUUGGAAAAGGCAUUGUUUCGAGAAGGACAUCAGACUCGAGCACAACUAGAUGCCUGGCUUAAUGCAGGAACAGGUCUUAUCACUGCAGCUGAAAUGGUUGUUAAUCAUAAGAAACGCAAACUUGCGGUUCUUGACGACUUCUGAAAACUGGUAACAUACUAUAAUUAUGUUUUACUGUGUGAUACAAUUACAUGCAUAAGAGUUCAUAAAAUGUUAUAGACAAGACUUUUCUAUUCAAACAGUUGCAUUGUGUUCAUUGAGAAUCUUAAUACAAGUAACUUGGAAAUUGCACUUUUCAGGCAUGAUGAGAUAGUUGUAAAACUGGUGACAACAAAAUUGAAAUUGAUUCACUUGGCCUCAACUGCAGCAUGCAUUUGUCAUAAUCCCAUAAUGUAGUUAUUGGCUUCUCACUUGAGGAUCUCAUUAUAAUGAGGUCUUGUGACAAGCUAUGAACCACAUCUCAGAAGAACCCUAAUAUGACAGUAGCACAUGUAAUAAUCAAGUCUGAGGUCACCCACUUAACAUGGAUUGAUUUUGGAGACUUUGAAUACCUCUUUUAGCCUAGGUCUGGAUGUUGGGGCAGAUGAAUUUUUUAUGUGGCUAUGGAUUGAAGUAGUAUUUCGGGAACAUUUUGUUAUUUAAACAAUAUUCCAUACAGAAUUUGUAGGUAAGUUUAUAAUUUAUCUCCUUGCUAAAUUUCAUAUGAUUACCUAGUUACAAUGGUUCAUUUAUUUUUGCUGUCAAAUUGAAAGCUAAAUAAGUUACAGGUUUCAUGCAAUUGCUAUGUUGUUUUACAGGCUUAAAAGAAAAAUUACCCCGACAAAAACUGGGGUUGAUAUUGAAAAGCUAGUGUGGGUAAAUGGCUUCUGUCUGUUCUUUCCAGGUAGUCUAAGCAGCUCUUUUGAUAUAAUUUUGUGUCUUCUUAGGUAGUUCACUUUCAACCUAUUACAAAUGUCAUGAUGUCUCUGGUGGUCCAAUUUUGUAGGGCCUAAUAAUGGUCUCAGGAACCUCAUUUGUGUGCCUUACAGUUUUGGGCAUGUCUUGUUUAUAAUUCAGUUUUCACUGCCAUAGCACAAGCAGCUUCAGAAGUAAUGUUAUGUAUUCGUAAUUUUGUCUGUUAUCAUGCGUUUCCCAGAGUGACCUUUUAUUAUACCUUUGUAGCUUUAUAUUGAUAUUCUUAUCAUCAUUUUAUAUUACAUACCCUAAGUAAUUAAAAUUAGAAACUUGUUCUAUAAUUUUUCCUUUAAUUUCUGUUUUGGCCCUUCUCAUGAGCUUUUGAAAGAGGAUAUCUUCAUGUUAUAUUAUUUAAUGAUUUUUAUGUAGUUCAUUUACUGCCUUUUGUAGCUCGUCCUCAGAUUUUGAUAUUAUAACUUGAUUAUCCACAUUCAGUAUUGUUUCAGUUCUUUUCCCAGAGGUCAAUUGGAUGCUAUUUUAGCUGUUUUUUUCCAUUCUUUUAUAGCUUUAUUAGUGUAAAUGUUAAACAAGUCUGGCAAUAAUCCACAUACUUGUCUUACUCUAUGGUGUUGAUUGGUUCUCAGAUUUGUCCUUCACUAUAUUUUACGCAUAUAUUUUUGUACAAACCCUGUAUUGCUUUUAAAAGUUGUGUUGGUGUGUUCUCCUCCAUUAAAAUCUACCAUAGCGUUUCCCGGUUUAAGUUGUAUGGUUAUUCAUAAUCAACAAAAAGGAUAAAUGUUGGUAAAUUAAAUUCUCUUCAUUUUUCAAGGAUCUCAAAUGUCAAAUAACCACACAAAUUUUGUAUUUAGUGAUAGUGGUCAUUGUCUUCAUCACUGAACAUUAAAUCUUGAACAUAAUUUCCAAAAAUACUGUUAUUGUAAAGUAAUGCUAAAUACCCAUGUGAGUUUGGGAUGUCUCCAGCAGUAGGUAAGAACAGAGAACCAAAGAGAAAAAUCAAGCCCUCUGGUUGUACAGCCUGUAGCCAGCCAUUUUACUGGUUGAACUAUCUCAGCUCAUUUGUUGUUGUUGUUUCUUGGCUCUACAACCCAUUUGUGGGUCUUUGCCGCCUCCUAUUUGGAGGUUUCCUAGUCUUUGAAGUGUGCAUUUGUGAGUAGUGAGUGACCAGUCCACUGACUCUGCACAAUUUCUACUCAGUCCUGAUCUGACUGCCAGAGCCAUCUAGCGGUGAAUCAGGAGACUUGGGUGAGAAAUGACCGCUGAAUUUUGGUUACGAAAGAUCUCGUUCAUGCUUGUAAGGUUCUUUUACAUGCUGUAAAUCUACUUUACUUCCCCUACAAAGAAGGAAGUUGUGCUAUGGAUUUUUAUCACCCUUAAAAAUCCUUUGACCUCGGUUUGGUUUGAACCCGUGAACCUUGGAUCUAGUGGUGAGCACGCUAACCACUAGUCCACCGAGGGCAACCUCAGCUCGUUUGACUAAGUAAUAAAUAACAUUUAAAGAAAUUUAUUGCACAUCUGCACAUGUUAUUGUUCACUGAUAUUUACAUCAGCUUGACUCCUGUUAAGAUAGAGCUUUAUCCAUGCUGUCUUUACGUGUACAUAUUUCUCUUCUGUGUUUACUCUCCAUUCUGUGUUUUGUGUACGUUCCAUCACUUAGUAUCUGCAUUACUCGUUGGUAAUUUAUUCUUCCGAUUAAUUCUUUAUAUGCUUCCAAGGGAAUCACACAUGUUACACCGUGUCAAAUACUGUUUUUUUUAAAUAUGUAAUUUCUCUUGUGCUGGAACCGCAAGAAAUUGGACAAUGUUAUAUUAAUGUAAUAUGUAUAUUUCUAUAAUUUUUAUUGUAUGAUAUAGCAGCAUAUCAUUUACUCACUGCUUUAGCAUAGGAGAAUAAGAAACGUGGUUUGUAUCUGUCAGUUUAUAUAUAAUACACUGUUUAUUAUUGCAUGUUAACAGUUAAGAACAAUGAACACAGGCAUACCAGAGGUAGACAAAUUAUCCUGUAUGUACAGUAAUUUACAUGUUAACAAACCACCCAUAUAUACUCCCUCACUAGAAGUUAGUUAUUUUACAUUUGGAUCACCCAAGUUGGAAUCCAGGUGCAUGAGUUGAACUAUGUUAACAAAGGUACAAUGUAGAUGUGAGACAAACAGAGUUCUUUUAUGAACAUUCAGAUGUUUCAUAAUGUAUGGCACAAGUAGGUUUUAUUCCUUCUUGGAUUUGAUCAUCCAGACAACAGAAUCUAACAACAUUUAGUAGGUCUCAGGAAAUAUUUCCCAAGAGGUGUUAUGUGUUAGAGUUAUGGACUAAGGCUUUUGACUGUAUCUGUGAAUUUAACCCAUUAAAGAUGAAUUUAAUUUGCUUUCA
Zootermopsis nevadensis is the source of this 4017-nucleotide messenger RNA. RefSeq names its product DNA replication complex GINS protein Psf3 (gene Psf3). Gene Ontology annotation, biological process: mitotic DNA replication initiation. The record is from RefSeq and is a predicted model, not a curated record. Gene Ontology annotation, cellular component: GINS complex. NCBI's taxonomy places the organism in Eukaryota, Metazoa, Arthropoda, Insecta, Blattodea, Termopsidae.